AUGAUUUUUAAUUAUAAAUAUCGUGAAGUUGAUUGAUACAAUUGAGGAAAGAACUUUCUGCUGUGAAGAUUUUGUGCAAUGAGACUUAUCAAGUUCGAGAUGUAGGAAAAAAGUGGCUUACACGUUUUGUCCAAAUAUAUUUUAUCAACGAGGGAGAUAAUAGUUUUAAAAAAAGGGACUAAUAUCAUCCUGGACAAGGUGAUUUCUUUGAAAAACACGACGGUGGAGUUGCUAUUGAGGGAUACCAAUAGUGAAACUGAACAAAUCGAAGAGGACACCAACGACGACGUGAUUCCCACGAACAUCGACAAGUUGCAGGUGAACGAAUUCAUCAUUGGCGAAUACGAUACUUUCGACAAGAGGAAUUCUGUGGAAAAAUUAAAAUCAGAGUACGAUAUUGCGUCGCAAGAUUUGAACAAUAAAAAUUGGUGUGUUUGGUACGAGAACAAUAGAAGGGACAUAAAUAUAAAUUACAUUGGUAAUUGUGUAAGUGAUAGUGACAGUGGGUGGUGCAAUUAGAAAGAAAAUCACAAUAGCGACAUUAGUAGGAGCGAUAACGAAUCAACGGUGGCGGGUGACCUGGCUUGCCUCGCGGGAUAUAUGGCGGGGUAUUUGAAGGCAGCGGGUGCCACUUGUACCCCAACCGGAAGUCAUCAAUACCACCCCCACAGUAGUGCAGCAAUGGCAUUUGGAACUCAUCCUCAUCCCCAUUCUCAUCCGCACCCUGGUGCUGCACAUUCAGGGAUAUCGACGCAUUUUGCUCUUGCUGGUCAUGGGCACCCCCAUCCUCAUCCGUUGGAACACAGCCUUGCAUUUCCACAAGGUAUGAACCAACGCAAGCAACGACGCGAAAGAACGACCUUUACACGUGCCCAAUUGGACGUACUGGAAGGUCUCUUCUCGAAGACCAGAUAUCCAGAUAUAUUUAUGAGGGAGGAAGUUGCAGUUAAGAUCAACUUACCCGAAUCCAGAGUACAGGUAUGGUUCAAAAAUCGUCGAGCGAAAUGUAGACAACAAUUGCAGCAACAACAACAACAACAGCAACAACAGCAACAACAACAACAGCAACAAAAUUCACCUAAAGGUUCCUCGCCGAGAGCUAAUCAAGCCCAAAGCAAUGUACAUCAAAAUGGUAAAAUGGUGGCGGCGACAAAUUCGUCCAGGCAAUCCAGUCGACGUUCCUCACCAGUUUCCCCGCCACGUGGGCGAGAAGCUCCAAAUUCGAAUUCACCUUUAUUACCAACGAGUUCUUCUUAUCCUCGACUUGGUCUGACUCCGACCGGUGGCAGUGGUGCUAACAGUGCUCUUACGACACCUUCUCCUCCGUUGACACCUGGAUCGAGUCAACUGCCACCAUCGGCCUAUCCUCUACCGAUAAACCAAAUACACCAUACUGAUUAUAGUUUUGCUGCGUGGAGUACUGCUACGCCAGCAUCCGUCAAUCCGAAUCCGGUUUAUCCAGCGCAGACUUACAAUGCCUACUCGAAUGCGUACGCUACCAGCGAUUAUUAUCCAACUCAAAUAUCGCACAUGCAUCCCAGUCCACAGGGUAACUAUCAUCAUGCACAGUAUCACCAUAAUGUGGCUGUUAGCUCACCGUUAUCACAUCUAACCACUCAGCAGCAUCCUCAGCAUCAUCCUCAACAUCAGCAGCAUCCCCAACACCAUCACCAACAGCAUACACAACAUCCUCAGCAACAUACUCAACAACUUACCCAGCAGCAUACGCCGCAGCAUUCCCAGCAACAUACGCAGCAUACCCAACAACAUCAACAACCACCUACCCAGGGCACCAAUAAUGAAAUGACCAAUGCUAACGGUGACGCUGAAAACGAAGCUUACGUUUUACCGGAUCCUAAGUAUUCACCGAUAGUAUAGCGCUCCACUAGGUCCUCAGGGAUCUUUCAUCGUGGACAAGAAAUUAUCGGGAGUGUUCCUAAUUCAUUAACGGCAUCAACUUUGUCUUCACCAUAUCAUUGGCGUAUCAAUAAUGUACCUAUUUGUCAUGAAAUUAAUGGUAGUUUAGAUUCCUCUGAUGAUAAUUAAUUAUAUUAUUUUGUUCGGUGAUUUAUCAAUGAUGCAGGGUUUAAGUAUUUCUAAUUUUUAUUUCUAGAUUUAAUCUCCAGCAAGAAGUUUUAUCUUUUCCUUAAAAGAAAAAAAAGAAAAAUUAAAAAAAAAAGAAAGAAGUCUUUCUUAAAAGAAAUCAAUAGACACAGUAAAACUUUUCCCUAAUUAUUUUUAUUGUUCUUUGUUUGACAUAGCCAAGUGAAACAAUCAAUUUUACAAAAUAAUAAUAGGUUGAAAUUAAAAAUUUGCAUUUAUUUGACAUAGAAUUUGAAAUGUAGGAUGUUCGAAAG
This is a messenger RNA of Polistes dominula (European paper wasp), 2357 nucleotides long. Its product is annotated as orthodenticle 1. Gene Ontology annotation, cellular component: nucleus. Lineage: Eukaryota; Metazoa; Arthropoda; Insecta; Hymenoptera; Vespidae. Gene Ontology annotation, biological process: regulation of transcription by RNA polymerase II. The record is from RefSeq and is a predicted model, not a curated record. Gene Ontology annotation, molecular function: DNA-binding transcription factor activity, RNA polymerase II-specific; RNA polymerase II cis-regulatory region sequence-specific DNA binding.